Molecule: messenger RNA, 1869 nt
Organism: Adineta steineri
Lineage: Eukaryota; Metazoa; Rotifera; Eurotatoria; Adinetida; Adinetidae
Source: the annotation of a GenBank genome assembly
AAAUUCUAUUGAAAAAUCGAGUAAAUGCGAUAUUUCGAGGUUUUUCAUACGAUCAAUCAAUGUCAUACAUAAAUAUAUCAAGGUUUACAAUCAUUAAUAUGAAGGUAGUAUGACAAAUUUCAUAGAAAUUCUAAUGAGUUAUUUUGUUAUAUGUCAUAUCAAUACAAAGAUUAAGUAUCUAAUCGUAAUCUUAAUUUUUUUUCAGGUAUGCUAAUUGCAAGUAUUAGUCGACGUUGCGUUUUAAGAUUAAAAGAAUAUUCUGAUAAGAAAAAUAGCGCUGGACAUCGACCACGUGCUGUAUCGACCGCAUCAAGUUUUCAAAUUUAUCGUGACAAUGUCAAUCCUAAUAAUAAUGUUACUACUCCGCUUGUUUCAAAAAUGGAUACGAAUAAUCUAGAAGAAUUAAAUACUAAAUCAGUUGAAGUCAUUGAAGAUCAUUCAUUACUUGGACGUUUACUUAGUUGUAAACCAUGUCGACAAGUUACUGACAAUCAAAAACAUCAACUUGAAUUAUCUAAACGGAAUUGGGAAGAUAGUGAAGCUAAUAUCUAUUGGAAAUAUAAAGCAAAAGAAUUUUAUGCUAAAACACAAGAAGCGGAUAAAGUACAAGAAAAACUCGAUGGUCUUACUAAUAAUGUAACAAGUGUACAAAAAGAUAUGGAUGUCCAACGAAAAUCAUUAAGACAAAUAAAUGAUCGUGUCGUUUCAUUAGAAAAAAUAAUGAUUGAUUCACAUAUAUUACUUGAAAAAAUUCGUUCAACUAUUCAACAAGAAGAUAAAUCGUUACCUGAAAGUCAAAAAUUCAUUCAUAUUUUAUCAAGAGAAUCACCUUAUACUUAUACAAAUGAAGCACGAUUUCCAGUUACAGAAAGAUAUAUUUCAUGGAAGAUUCCAUUUGAUUUAUAUGAUCCAACAAUAAUUGUUUUACCAAAAGACCAUCAAUGUUUUCGAGAUGAUGAGCGACCAUUUGUUGAACCUAAUAUAUUAAAAUUACAUUCAGGUGAUGAUGAGGAAUCUGAUGUAGCUGUUGAUACAUUAGUUACACCAACAACUCCAACUGUUCCAUCAGGUACAUUUGGUGCUAUUGAACCUGGAGUAUCAAUAAUACCAAGUGAUUUUAUUAUUCCAUUCUUAGCAGAUAAAUGGAAUCAAAUUGUUGAAAUAGAAUUACCUGAUGGAAAAAAGAUGAUUGUUGAUCGAAAAACUUGGAUAACAAAUCCUGGAGAUAAAAUUGCAAUAAUGUAUAAUUUAGAUACUCAAUUAUUAUUACCAUUAAAUCCAAUGGGUCGAACAGGUGUACGUGGUCGUGGUGCUUUAAUGCGAUGGGGACCCAAUAAAUCUAUUAUGGCUAUAAUAACACGAUGGAAAAAACAUCGUGGACAAUUUGCUGUUAUUGAUGGACAAAGAAUAUUAGAAGCUUUAGUAUUUAAAGAUAAACUUACUAAUGAUUGGAAAUUACCUGGAGGAAAAAUUUUAGGUAUUGAAACUCCUUAUGGUGCUGUAUGUCGUAGUUUUAAUAAACUUGCUCUACAAGAUGAUGAUUCGGAACAUAGUUUAUCAUUACAAGAAUCUGAUAUGAUUGAUCAUUUCGAAUCAUUUGCUCGUUCGUCUACUAGUUCUGAUGAACAAACUGGAUUUGAAAAGCAUAUGGUCUAUCAAGGAUAUAUUGAUGAUGUACGCAAUACAGACAAUUCUUGGGUAGAAGCAGAAAUAUGGAAUUUUCAUUAUGGUUCGGCAAUAUCAUUUCCUAAUCUACGUACAGAUGGUAUGGCAUUAUGGAAAGACGUGACGUAUAAUUCUCGAGGUUUUCUAAUGCAAACAUCAAUAUUACGUGAAAUAGCUCGAAUUCAUGAUGCUUAUUUUGAGUAA